Mauremys mutica (yellowpond turtle) is the source of this 4483-nucleotide messenger RNA. RefSeq names its product RNA polymerase III subunit H (gene POLR3H). Lineage: Eukaryota; Metazoa; Chordata; Testudines; Geoemydidae. The coding region runs from base 631 to 1251 and encodes 206 amino acids. Gene Ontology annotation, cellular component: RNA polymerase III complex. Gene Ontology annotation, biological process: transcription initiation at RNA polymerase III promoter; DNA-templated transcription. Gene Ontology annotation, molecular function: DNA binding; DNA-directed RNA polymerase activity. The record is from RefSeq and is a predicted model, not a curated record. The transcript has 8 exons.
CUGCUGGCGCUGCGCGAGCCCUACUGUCCCGCGCGGACACGGCGCUGCCCUACGCCGCUCUCCGGGCCCGCCAGGGAGAGGCUGGGGGCGGGGGCCGGGGGCGCUGGGGCAGCGCGCGGUGACCGGUCCGGGGGGGAGGCCGCUGGCCGCUCCCUUGGGGGGAAAGGCCUCGGGACAGCGGCGGGCCCGUGGGCGCGCUGGGUUUGCGCGGAUCCCCCGGCGGUGGCGGGUUCCCCAGCCGAGGGGCCCCGCCCAAGCGUGUCCUGCCCCGAUACCCCGCGCCUGCCGCGGGGACGUUUUUCCUGCUUGUGUGAGACGUGACCCGAGGUGAAUUGAAGCCGCCACCACCCUCCAGGGGAAGCGCUCGGCGCCCUUUGCUGGCCCGGAGUUCGUGUGUCUGAGCUAAAAACCCGCCCUGGGCUGCGCUAGGGGUAACUCGGGGUUUGACUUAUCCAGAUGCAGCAGGGAAAUCUUAAAAUACAUAUAAUCCUCAUUCUCUCCUCUGGCAAGUCAAACGCUAGAAGAAAAAUCUUUAAGGGACCUCAGAUGGCAGCAGGAGAAAAGAAUCGAUCACCCUAACUGCUUAGCUCAGUAAUGACAUUUUAAGAGGGACACUUGCUACUAGCCACCAUGUUUGUUCUAGUGGAGAUGAUGGAUACGGUACGGAUUCCUCCGUGGCAGUUUGAAAUGAAACUCAAUGACUCCAUUGCCGAAGAGCUAAAUAAGAAGUUAGCUAACAAGGUUGUGUACAAUGUUGGCCUCUGCAUCUGUCUGUAUGACAUCACAAAGCUGGAAGACUCGUACAUAUUUCCUGGGGAUGGUGCAUCGCACACUAAAGUGCAUUUCCGGUAUGUGGUAUUCCAUCCCUUUCUGGAUGAGAUUCUGAUCGGGGAGAUUAAAGGCUGCAGUCAGGAUGGCGUUCAUGUUUCUCUUGGUUUCUUCGAUGACAUUGUCAUCCCUCCAGAGUCCCUCCAGCAGCCAGCUAAAUUCGAUGAAGCGGAGCAGGUCUGGGUGUGGGAAUAUGAGACAGAAGAAGGGGCUCAUGACCUGUACAUGGACACGGGGGAGGAGAUCCGCUUCCGGAUAGUGGAUGAGAACUUUGUUGACACAUCUCCUACAGGUCCAAGCUCCACAGAGGCCUCCACCUCUGGUGCCACAGAGGAGGUACAGAAGAAGGAGGCACCCUACACUCUGGUGGGAUCUAUCAGUGAGCCUGGCCUGGGUCUCCUCUCAUGGUGGACAAACAGUUAGCAGCAGUCAGAACUUGUUCUGCACGGACCCUACAGGAUGGAUGCUUUCAGGGAUUGCAAGAGCCAGCUGGGGCCCUGCUCCCCUCCAGGCAGUGGACAAGAAAGCAGGGCUUCCAUGUUCCUGUCUGCUCCCCACCAAGUCAAGCUGAUAACUGCCAAGAAAUACCUCCCUUAGAACUGUACAAGUAAAACUACAGACGUGGAAGGGCUGCCCUGUUACGUGGGCCCAGCAGCCACAAACCCAUCUGGGACUUUGACAUCCUGGAAAGCAAAUCAAAAUUGGGUUCAAAUGCCAAAGAAAGUCUCUGCUGUCUUGAAAAAGAACAGUCUGAGUUAUAGUGGCAGGACGAGUGGUGCUGUCUGGCCAGAAGAAACUGGUAAUUCCCUACCACACCCAGUCUCCUGGCUUGAGAAAUGUAAUGAGGUGUAAGCAAAGGCCUGUCUCUCCUUUAGUGGAAGUGUUCAUAUCUCCUUGGCACAAAACAAGGAGGUGCUGCUGUCUGAACAUGAGAGAGAGAACCACUAAGUAUGGGAAAGGAAUACAUUGGCUCUUAAGCCAUUGUAAACCCUGGUGAUGAAAGGAUGGGAAUCCAGCCCAUAGAGGAGGAUUCACUUCACUGAACAAGGGAGCUGGAGUUCUGUUACAUGAAUUGCUAUGAAAAUGGAAGGGUGUCAGCUUUCUAAGAAGCAAUUUAGCUUUGGUUUCUAAUCCUUUGCUGUUUUCUGAAAACAACCACCUGCUAUGGUGCUGAAGUGAGAUGCUGUAAUACAGUGCAUGGACUAUAGUCUUAUGCAGAACAAGCUCAAUUCUACUGGUGGCUUGGCUGAAAUGGUCACUUAAUUUUAGGAGAGGCCAUCUUGCUGAGUAAAGCUGUAUUUCCAAUCCCUUAAGGGGCAGGAAGGCUGGUUUUAAUAUUAGAUGAUGUUAUUACUGGCCAUACACAACCCAGCUUCUUCUCUAUCAGGAAUAGACAAACCCAGGCUUCUGCAGCCUGGGAUGCUUACUCCAUCUUGAUGCAGAUACUUUCUGGUUUCUACUUUUGAGGAGCAGCAUUAAACACAGGAACCAAAUUCAAUUACUUUUGCUGACAGCAAUGAAAGGAAAGCAGGGAACAAAAAGUUAGUGGGAGUCUGCAGGGCAGGGAGCCAGGACUGUGAUGUGUUUUGCAUGAUUAAAUAGUAGCCAUUUUGUGGGGGCUAAAAUUCCAUUGGAUGGUGGUUCUGCUGAUCUCAAACCAUGAAAGUAAAGCUUAAGUCACUGGAAUCAUUCCUGCAAUAUAAUUACAGCUCCUUACUUCGAAGCUUGGCUGUUACUGGUUCAUAGAUUUAAUCAAAAAGAAGUCUAGAAUUCAUCUUAGCACAGCCAUCUGAAUUUAUGAAGUCCCUUCUGUGCUGUCUCCAGCUUCUCUAAUGAAGUAUAGCAACACUGACUAAACAUUGCUCUAACAGGGCUGCUAAUGGGAAAGAAAGGUAUUGUAUUUUACAGAACGUUGUAGCUUGGAGCACAGGAGAAGCAGAUUUGAGCAUGUUCUAGGAAUUGGCCUCAAGGAGAGGAUGCUCUUCACACCGACUCAUCUUUGUAUUUUAAGGCACUUUGGCUAUGUGAAAACUAUGGCUUCCAAGCAGCUGAAGUCUGACCAAUAAAAACUACUGGUGGUGUCAGUCUCAUACACUAGUUAUUGCACUGUGACCUGUGCACACAGGGUCAUGAACAACUGAAAAUUAGAGUGGUUACAGCACUGGCAGUGCUGUCUACCUAUUAUACCCCUCUGAGUUCUGAGGCUAGAUUGACGCUUGCAUUGGUGCAGUGUCAGAAAUGGAAAAGUUCUCUAAUUUUCAGUAUUUUGGAAUAUAAGUGAGGCAAUAUGCGCUAGCAUACACCUAGCAAUUCCCUGAGUCCCAGCAUGGACUUUUCACCCCAGCUAUGUAUUACUGCUGUUCCUUUCAAAGGCAGCAAUAAAUUGAGGGUAGUUGGAACUACACAGCUGAGAGUUGCUUCCCCCUAACCCUUGCUGCAGUUGGGGCCCUUCUGUUCCCAGUAAGUGAAUUUCAGACCCCAUUCUAAAAAAACAAGUCUGCCACUUGGCACUGUAUGUAUACUUUUACUCUGCUUCCAACAAGUGUUCUGCUUGUAUGUGCUGACUACCUGAAACUUAAUUCCCUGAAACAUACCAUAUCUCCUCUACGGUGCUUGGUACUCAUGCUUAUUGUCUGAAAGCCUUUCACCUACUUAAAUACAAGUGAUCUCUGGACCUAUUCACUCUGAGUGAAGAAUCAAUUAGUUAAGAUUUGCAUGCAAGUAAAAACAGUGGACCUUGCCACUCACCCCCUUGUCUCCUCUGGGUGAGUGUGCUGUACUACUCUAGGUGCUGGGAAAGAGCUGCUUUCCUCACAAUCCUCCCCCAUUUAUGGCAUCGUUAUGGUGGAGUAUAGCUGGUGUAGGAAGUCAGACAGAGAGAUGAGGUCUUAGGCCAAUUCCAAAAAGGAAUUUGAGUAUCAGGACAAACUUGAUCAGUAGGGCAGAGGGAAGGUGUAGAUUGUGGAGAUUUGAAUUGCUGAACAGCAAGAUUUCUGCCUGUAACAGCUUUUUGCAGGGUGAUGAAUUUAUUCCUGGGAGAGAAGUGCAAUAGACAGUUGGGGGAGGUCAUACAGAUGGAUCACAGUAUGCAGCUGUCUGCUUAUUCUCCCUCCGAUCAUUUGGCCAGUCACAGAUGGAAGUGGGCUUUUGGGGCAUAAACUGACAUUCACAAGUGCAAAAGGAAAUCAAAGCUGUGUACUGACAAUUGGAGUGCAGAUGCCCUUGAGAGUAGAGGGUGGUGUAGUGAAGGCAAGUUGACAGUUUUUCUGGAGUCUCACAGCCCCACCUUCAACCUCUUGCAGGCAGAGAGUGGAUGGUGAUCAGAAAUACCAAUACAACAGUUCAAACAGAAGAUGUCCAUCACAGAAUCUUUAUUUUGGAUUUUAUAUUUUCACAAGAACCAGAAAGUCCUACUUUAAGUUUCUUCAGCCAUCCAUGAAAUGAUUGGGCAGAAAAAGCCAACUGAGCAGGUAUCUUCAAAAAUAAAUACAAGUGAAAUCUGAACCAAAGAGCUGGGGAAUUUGGAAACCAAGACGCAACAGGCUGAGCUGCACUCCCUGGUCAGUGUCAGUGAACUAAUACAGUUACAAAAAAGAAGCUAUGGUUACAUUUGAUCAGACAUUUAUGUCCAACAGCCAUGGAAUUGCACUUUUAU